This is a messenger RNA of Vicia villosa (hairy vetch), 1776 nucleotides long. RefSeq lists its product as uncharacterized. NCBI's taxonomy places the organism in Eukaryota, Viridiplantae, Streptophyta, Magnoliopsida, Fabales, Fabaceae. The coding region runs from base 842 to 1351 and encodes 169 amino acids. The record is from RefSeq and is a predicted model, not a curated record. The transcript is spliced from 3 exons.
AUAUCCAAACAUUCGCAUUGACGCAUCUAAACAAAACCCAUCAUCCUGUUCAUACAACUUCACUUGCGUCACUAUUCAGAUCACUCCAUACACAAAACCCAUCCAUCAAGCAGAUUCAACAGCGGCGCAAUUCCCCCAAUUCAUCUCAAAUCCUUCGUCGGUUUUGAUUUCGAUUCCUCUCAGACCCAUCAUCAACUUUGAUUCUUCUUAAACCCUUCAUCAGUUUCGAUUUCGACCCCUUUCAAACCCUUCAUCGACUUCGAUUCUUUUCAAACCCUUCAUCAAUUUCGAUUCAUCUAAAACCCUCCAUCGACUUUGAUUCCUCUGAAACCAUUCUUCAACUGCGAUACUUGUAAAACCUGAUCGGCUCAUCAAUGUUGAUUUCAAUUAUUCCUUUCAUGCCUUAGCCAAUUCUAUCAAACCCUAUUGAGACAUCACCCAAUCAUAUGAUUCUCAAACUGUUGAGGCAUCAAACCAGACUCUGAUUCAACUUUCAUAAAACCUAUCUCAAAAUCACAUGGCUCAUCUCUUUAUUCAUCAGUUCUCUUCCGCAUUAGUUUAGUAAAUAUUUGUCAUCUUCUGCAAUAUGUAAAUGAGGGUGGAAGCCUUGUCAUUUAGUUGCAGGUUUCUCCAUGUUGGACUUGGAGAUACUUAUGCAAUUGUUGGGUCAUCUAACAAAAUUGAGAUGAUGGAUCACUAUCAUGAACUCUUGAGAUCUAAAUCAAGUCAUCUGCAAAGAAUGUUGCUUCUUAUCUCCUCGUGGCAUCUAACUCUUGAGAUCUAAAUCAAGUCAUCUGCAAAGAAUGUUGAUUCUUGUUUAACAAAGAAUGUUGCUGCUGGCAUGUUUUCUGGGACACAAGAGAAGUGUGCUACAUGUGGAAAAACUGCAUAUCCAUUGGAGAAGGUUAUAUCAGAUAUUUCUCAUGACGAACAGGAAUUUUUUAUGGUGGGCACUAUUUCUGUACCGCUGUAUAAAAAGAAAAAGAAUACUGCACUUGCACUCCUUGAGUGUAUAUCUAGUUACAAUCAUUCACCUUCUCCAGCAACUAGUACUGAUUAUGAACAAAGUAAAUUCAAGAGGAGAAAUCGCGUCGAAUUAGACGAUAAUAAGACAUUGUCAGUGAAAAAAAAGUUCACAAGGCACCAUAAUGAAUCACCUCAUCGAAGUCAUUUUUGGAAGAAGGAUUAUAAUGCAUCAACCGAUAGACGAUAUAAUAAAAUGCAAAGAAAAUUUAACAAUGACAUAUGCUUUCUGGGUAAAAGAAAUUAUACUUUGACAGAAGCUGCACCGCUCGAAAAUAACGAGGAAAAUGGCAUUGAAUUUGAGAUGCAGGAGGAAGGAACAAAUUGAGUGAUACUGAGGCCAGGGAUGGUUCUUCUCAAACAUCACUUAACACAUCAUGAACAGAUACCUGAUGUUUUGGAAUACUUAUUUGUUUCAUAUGUGCUUGAUUUAAUUCUUUUUUACGACAUUUUCUUGAAAAACUUCAGGUAGAAAUAGUGAAAAAUUGUCGCGAUCUUGGUCUCGGUCCUGGGGGAUUCUAUCAACCAGGCUAUGCAGAUGGAGCCAAACUUAGAUUGAUGAUGAUGUGUCUCGGUAUGGAUUGGGAUCCUCAAGUUAAUUGAUGGUAGCAAGCCGCCGAGUAUUCCUUCUUACUUUAGUAAGAUGGUUAUAAGAGCUAUACAAGAAGCACAUCAGCUGUAUAAUCGGGAAUAUGGAAUAAGCUAUGUGGAGGAUAUACUACCUUCAAUGACUCCUGAUAUAUGCAUUUUCAA